Molecule: messenger RNA, 2491 nt
Organism: Enhydra lutris kenyoni (northern sea otter)
Lineage: Eukaryota; Metazoa; Chordata; Mammalia; Carnivora; Mustelidae
Product: ETS homologous factor
Exons: 9
Coding region: 215-1117 (300 amino acids)
Biological process (GO): regulation of transcription by RNA polymerase II; cell differentiation
Cellular component (GO): nucleus
Molecular function (GO): sequence-specific DNA binding; DNA-binding transcription factor activity, RNA polymerase II-specific
Source: RefSeq, a predicted model, not a curated record
GAAUUCCCGGUUGGUGGCUUAUUGCUUAACAUCCUACAAAAUGAUUUAAAAUUAUUGUCAUAUGCAUUUAUCUUCACUUUGAUGAGGGCUCAGACGUGAUAACACCUGUGGUUCCCUGUCCCCGUGGGAGCUGGCGUGCGGGCUGCCUGCUGCCUCCCCUCCAUUAGCCACAGCUAUUGGAUUUCCCACCCAGAAUCUUUAGGUAAAUGAGAUCAUGAUUCUGGAAGGAAGUGGUGUGAUGAAUCUCAACCCCAGCAACAACCUCCUCCACCAGCAGCCAGCCUGGACAGACGGCUACCCCACCUGCAAUGUUGCCAGCGGGUUUUUUGGAGGCCAGUGGCAUGAAAUCCAUCCUCAGUACUGGACCAAGUACCAGGUGUGGGAGUGGCUCCAGCACCUCCUGGACACCAACCAGCUGGACGCCACCUGCAUCCCUUUCCAGGAGUUCGAUGUCAACGGCGAGCACCUGUGCAGCAUGAGCCUGCAGGAGUUCACGCGGGCGGCGGGGGCGGCGGGCCAGCUUCUCUACGGCAACCUGCAGCACCUCAAGUGGAAUGGCCAGUGCAGCAGCGACCUGUUCCAGUCCGCACACAAUGUCAUCGUCAAGACAGAACAAAGUGAUCCUUCCAUCAUGAACACCUGGAAAGAAGAAAACUUUUUAUAUGACACCAACUAUGGUAGCACAGUAGAUUUGUUGGACAGCAAGACGUUUUGUCGGGCCCAGAUCUCCAUGACGAGCAUGGGUCACCUUCCUCUCGCAGAGUCACCUGAGAUGAAAAAGGAGCAAGACCACCCUGCGAAGUCCCACGCCAAAAAGCACAAUCCACGAGGGACCCACUUAUGGGAAUUCAUCCGUGACAUCCUCCUGAACCCAGACAAGAACCCAGGGUUAAUCAAGUGGGAAGACCGGUCUGAGGGCAUCUUCAGGUUCUUGAAAUCAGAAGCUGUGGCUCAGUUAUGGGGCAAAAAGAAAAACAACAGCAGCAUGACCUAUGAAAAACUCAGCCGAGCGAUGAGAUAUUACUACAAAAGAGAAAUUCUGGAACGUGUAGACGGAAGAAGACUCGUAUACAAAUUUGGGAAGAAUGCACGUGGAUGGCGAGAAAAUGAAAACUGAACCUGCCAACACUUUGAGCACGAACCCAAACAUUACCCCAAAUGAUAGCCAGCCAAGAGCUCCUGGACAUAAGUAUUUCAAAGACUACUUUUCUCUGAUAUUUAUGUACCUUGAGGGGGAAAACCAUCUACUUCUAAUGGGAAGAAGGAACACUACAGUUGAUAAAAUUAUUUUGUUACUUUGAAGUAUGUCCUAUAUGGGGGACAAACGUACACAGUUUUCUGUGAAAUAUGAUGCUGUAUGUGGUCGUGAUUUGUUUUUGCCUCUAUUGUGAAGUUCCUUUCCAUGGCAAGAAAGGCAGAAUCUGUAGCCUUGUGCUUCUUGCUAAGAGAAAGAGAAAAAAAUUAGAGGGCAUUAAAUGUUUUUAUAUUAGGAAAAGGUGACAUGUCCUCUGUGUGUAAGCAUCCACAUGGCCUCAUCGGGAGAGGCGGGAGAGGUCACUAAGGUGAACUCCAAGGUCUCAGAUUGACAGGGUGAACCCAAGGAUGCUGGGAAGUUUAACCUGACCUUUUGGAGCCAGUGAGGGGAGCAUGAAGACUUCCAAAAUCCAAGUGGACUAUAAUCACUUCAUAAUCACAUGACUUGCCAUGUUUAAAUCAGCAGAAUAAUGGUGAAGGCUUUCUACUCAUUCAAGAAUGAUUUACCUGACGCCAAGGCUGUCUCUCUCCCUCCCUCUUCGAUGAUUGGGGGAAAAAACUUCAAAUGCCGUCUCUGCUCACUUCUAGGUAUUUAAGAGAGAGUUUAGCCUUGGUUGUUUUCAAUCCCAAUUGUUUGAAAAUAAAUGGGAAAAAGGAAGUGGUGAUGAGUUUGCUCUUGUAUUCCUACAGCCCAUCGAUUCUCGAUGAACAAAAUGGAUGUUUUUGGCUAAUUCUUUUUUGUGCAUUAUUUGGCUGUCUUGUGCUUGUAGGUUGUUUAGCGGGAUCUGUGACCUUUACCCACUGGAUGCCAGUGCCCUCCCUUCCCCAAAGUUGUGACAUCUUCAGAUGUUGCCACAUUUCCCUUGAAAAAGGGCAAAAUUGUCCUUGAUUGAGAACCACUGAGGCAGCCCGCCGAGACGAAGACGGCGAUUUACUCUCAGAACAAAAAUAUGUGUAGAUCUUUCAGUUCCCAGAGUGAAGUAAAAGUAAGACUUCAAAGUCAAUCAAUUUUUAAAUUUUAAAAUAUUAGGGACAAUGGGAAUUUUAGAAAUGGGAAAUCUAGAGGGGAUUUUCAGAAUCCCAGAUGAGAGCCAAAGUCAGAGAAGUUAAACAGAGUAAUGUAACAAGAAUUAUAAUAGAAGACAUUUCACUAGAAUGGCAAAGCAGAGUAAAAAUUACAUUGCAAAAGGAAAUGCUGAGAGAAGAAUGAGAGGGGGGGAGAGAGAGAGAGCGAGAG